Rhizoctonia solani is the source of this 1374-nucleotide messenger RNA. RefSeq names its product Bystin. Bases 1 to 1374 code for a protein of 457 amino acids. Gene Ontology annotation, biological process: rRNA processing. The transcript is spliced from 10 exons. The record is from RefSeq and is a predicted model, not a curated record. Gene Ontology annotation, molecular function: snoRNA binding. Gene Ontology annotation, cellular component: nucleolus; preribosome, small subunit precursor; cytoplasm. NCBI's taxonomy places the organism in Eukaryota, Fungi, Basidiomycota, Agaricomycetes, Cantharellales, Ceratobasidiaceae.
AUGCCACGAGCAACCACUCCCAAGGACAAAACACGCCACGACCCACUUCAUGUCCAGAUAGGCGAGGAUGAAACUUAUGCUAAAUUCGGCCGUGUUAGCACCAACAAACGGGGCAAGAAGCGAAAGAGCGAGAACCAGGAGGAACUGGAGACAGCGCUUGACGAAAGGACCUCUCGCAAGAUCUUUGACCUAGCAAAGGACCAGCAAGAAGAGUUAGAUUUGGUUGACGAAGGUGGUGUAGAGGAUGCUGAGGAAGAGUCCGAUUCCGUCGAGCAACUAGACAACACUAGGAGCGCUAGGUCUCCGGCUGCACAAUAUAGCGAUGAUGAUGACGAAAACGAAUACCCAGAGGAAGAAUAUGAGGAACUGGAAAUCGACCCGGAAGAUAUGACUGCACUCGACGCUCUCAUGCCAUCCAACGUCGAAACAAGGAAGACAUUAGCUGACAUGAUAAUGGAAAAGCUCAACGCUGCCGAAGCGGCAACAGGAGGAACAGAAAACAAAACAAUACGAAUAUCAGCCAAGCCCGAUUCAAGGGAAGCCGGGCCUCCCAAUCCGGCUGAAGGCUUGAACCCCAAGGUUGUCGAAGUGUAUACUAAAGUUGGGCAGCUGUUAAAUCACUACAAGUCUGGACCUCUCCCUAAACCGUUCAAGGUCUUACCAUCUCUUCCUCAGUGGGCCCGACUUCUCGCUCUAACCAAACCCCACGAAUGGACCCCUCACGCCCAUUAUGCGGCUACGAGGAUGUUGGUCUCUAAUCUCAAACCAGAGUCCGUUCGUCACUACCUGGAGGGUGUGCUUUUGGAAGCUGUACGAGAUGACAUUCGUAUCAAUGGGAAACUAAACGUCCAUCUAUAUGAUGCGCUAAAGAAAGCGGUGUACAAGCCUGCUGCAUUUUUCAAGGGAAUCGUGUUUCCUCUAUGCGAGACAGGAUGCACGCUCAAAGAAGCAGCUAUUGUGGCUUCUGUGCUCAUGAAAGUCAGCGUGCCAAAUCUGCAUUCUGCCGCCGCGCUCUUGCGACUAGCUAGCAUGGACUACUCUGGACCCAACUCGCUCUUCAUUCGUAUUCUUUUGGAUAAAAAAUACGCCCUCCCUUACAAAGUUGUUGAUGGGCUGGUGUUUCACUUCAUUAGGAUAGCGAAUACACACAAGGGAUCCCGGGCCGAUGGUGAUAAGCUGCCUGUCUUAUGGCACCAAAGCUUGCUCGUUUUCUGCCAAAGAUAUGCAUCAGAUCUGUCUCCUGACCAGAGGGAUUCAUUGCUCGACGUGAUACGUGCUCGUCCACAUGUGCAGAUUGGACCAGAAGUCCGCCGAGAACUUAUCAACGCGGCUUCCAAGAGUAACCAGCGGGAUAAUGACGUAGAAAUGCAUUGA